AUGAAACCAUCUAAACUGCAAGAUCAUCUGAGAAGGUGCGACCCUGAUAAAACAGAGAAAGAUUUGAAAUACUUUCAAACACUCAAAGAUACAUUUCAGAAGAGACCUACACUGGACAGAAUGUUCGCUUCGACGUCACAAAGAAAUGAUGAUGGUUUGCGGGCGUCUUACAAUAUCUCGUUACUUAUAGCAAAAUCCGGAAAACCGCAUACUAUCGGAGAGAAGUUAAUUUUGCCAGCCGUUGAAGAGGUUUUAAAAACUGUUUUACACAAACCUGCAUCUGAUAUCAUUAAAAGAAUUCCCUUAAGCAACAAUACUGUUGAAAGACGUAUUGAUGAAGUGAGUUCUGAUAUUGAAAGCUUCUUAUGUAAUUAUUUGCAAACGACCCAUUUCUCUAUACAACUGGACUAG
This is a messenger RNA of Acanthoscelides obtectus, 411 nucleotides long. The record is from the annotation of a GenBank genome assembly. Lineage: Eukaryota; Metazoa; Arthropoda; Insecta; Coleoptera; Chrysomelidae.